Messenger RNA from Aaosphaeria arxii CBS 175.79, 315 nucleotides. RefSeq lists its product as uncharacterized. The record is from RefSeq and is a predicted model, not a curated record. Bases 1 to 315 code for a protein of 104 amino acids. The transcript is spliced from 3 exons. NCBI's taxonomy places the organism in Eukaryota, Fungi, Ascomycota, Dothideomycetes, Pleosporales.
AUGGGUGGUAACGCAGAAUAUAUAGCAGGCCACGGCUACCUCACUCUCAGCCAGGCUGUUCACAUUGCACAAAAUAGCGAAGGCGGAGUUGACCAACGCCUCGCACAGCAUCUGGAACGAAGAUUAGCUGAGGUUUGGGCGAAGUUACAAGCUCAACCAAACACAUACAUCUUUCCACCAGACGAGUUCGCCCUCUUCAACUACUACAAAUCACGCUUCGGGGAUUCAGAACUAGUCCGCUCGGCGCGUGGAGUUUUUCAAACCUUUCCUGAGCGUUUUCAGUCAAAAGCUUCAUUAGCGAAUAUUGUGCAGUAG